AUGACGACGACUACUACUACUACCUCGAAAACGUUGCUGCAACACCGCCACCAACAACCGCAUAACUCUUCUGCGUUGUUAUUGUCUUCUUCUUCGCGAAGGCAACAAGGCAAAAAGCAUCGUCUUUUUUCAACAAAAAGCAAACGUCAUCAAAAUAAUAAUCAAUUCGUCACGACGUCGGCGUCUGCGUUCGAACGAAGAUACGUCUCAUCCACGGCUUCUUCCUCUUCACCAUCCACAUCUACAAAGUCUAUGAUGUGUGAUUUGUUAACCGACGAUGAGUCCAUUAAAUGGGCAUCUGCCAAAGCGCUCGUCAUGGAGCUCGGAUUCGAUGACGACGAGGCGGACAAAGUCAUGCAAAAAGGUUUCGGCUGGGGCAAACAAGAUUACUGGAGAAACGAGAAAGUGAGAGAAAUACCAGACAUGGACGAAAUCGAAAAGCGAAUUCAGUUCAUCGAAUCGCUCGGCGUAGCUAGGGAUAAAAUAGACGUCAUUGUCGGUAAACUUCCGGAAAUAUUAGCGAUGGACAUAGACGGCGUGAUGAAACCGGCGGUGGAGCACAUCGAGAAAAAUUUCUUCAUGAAGCGAGGAACGCCGGCGUUCGCAAAGUACGUCAUUCGCGUCCCACAGGCGUUAGGUAACACGAUCGAUUGUGAAGGAACGUGCGUUGGCGAUUGCAACAGGUGUUGGGUGAGAGUGUAA
This is a messenger RNA of Bathycoccus prasinos, 702 nucleotides long. RefSeq lists its product with no specific name. The record is from RefSeq and is a predicted model, not a curated record. Lineage: Eukaryota; Viridiplantae; Chlorophyta; Mamiellophyceae; Mamiellales; Bathycoccaceae. The transcript has a single exon. Bases 1 to 702 code for a protein of 233 amino acids.